AUGGUCAAGGUACGAUACAGUGCUUACUACCCAUCCCGUCUAUGGCUGGAUCCGCUGACAGCCGCCGCCCCGCCUCGCUGGCUCGCAUUCGAUCGCCCCACAUGACCACGUUGCAACUUUCUCCUGCCUCUCACCAAUGCUCGCUUUAACAGGUCUUGGCAAUCCUCUACGACGGUGGCGAGCACGCCAGGUGAGUCUUCACAAGUACUGUCUGUCUUUGCACCCUUGAGAUGCAAUCCCUGACAUGACAUAGCCCCCUACUCCGAAUCACGCUACGCCACACUCCCGAUCCCGCUUCCCCACAUCGGAUCGACUCUUUUGCCGCGAAUCGCGUCCCUCCCUACCUACCCUCGCCUGAUCCAGGGAACAACCCCGACUUCUCGGCACGACCGAGAACGCCCUCGGACUUCGCGACUACUGCAAGGAACAAGGGUGGGAAUACGUCAUCUCUUCUUCCAAGGUACGUGCUGUUCAUUUCCGUCAUUUCGUGGGGUCAUCAUUCGAGGCGCUUCUAGCGAAGUUGGGGGAGGAGGCGGUCUUCUUUCUUCGCGCUAGCUGGGCUGACCACCUCUCGAUCGUGUUUCGUUUCGGAUGUUAACAGGAGGGAGCCGACAGUGAUUUCCAAAAGCACAUCAAGGAUGCCGAUGUCCUGAUGUAAGACCUCAAAAUGUUUCAUGCAUAGUUCGAAGUGUGACAGGGGCUGAACUUCCGUCAUCUUCGGACAGCACGACCCCUUUCCACCCGGGAUACCUCACCGCCGAUCUCAUCAAGACGGCCAAGAACCUCAAGGUGUGUGUGAUACAGCCAUCCAUGAAGUUCAAGCAAUGGGGAACCUGAUUCUCGUGGGGUUAUCAUCUGAUGAUACACACAGCUCUGCGUGACUGCUGGUGUCGGUUCGGACCACAUUGACCUCAACGCCGCCAACGAGCGCAAAAUCUCUGUGCUCGAAGUGACCGGUUCCAACGUGGUCUCGGUCGCCGAACAUGUGGUCAUGUCCAUCCUCUUGCUCGUGCGCAACUUUGUCCCCGCGCACGAGCAAAUCAUGGCCGGUGAUUGGAACGUCGCCGCGAUCGCCAAGAACGCCUACGAUCUCGAGAACAAGGUCAUCGGUACCCUCGGCGCAGGUCGUAUCGGUUACCGUGUCUUGGAACGUCUCGUCGCUUUCGACCCCAAGGAAUUGAUCUACUACGAUUACCAGGCCUUGCCCGAGGAUGCGGCCAAGAAGGUCAACGCUCGUCGCGUCGAAGACCUCAAGGAGUUCUUGGGCCAGGUCGACAUCUUGACCGUCAACUGCCCCUUGCACGAAACGACGCGUGGGAUCAUCAAGUGGGUCAUCGUUGACGUGUAGGGCACAUUUUCUCGCCUUUCAUGAGCUGAUAUCCAUAAAACUUCCACAGCAAGGAGACUUUGUCCUACCUCAAGAAGGGCGCAUGGAUCGUCAACACCGUGAGUCAAUGGCCCCUCGUCUCCCAGUUGACGCACGACGACUACAACCGCUCACACAUCAUCUCCUAUACUUGAGCUACUCUCAUAGGCCCGUGGAGCUCUUUGCGUAGCCGAAGACAUCGCCGAGGCGCUCGAGAGUGGUCACAUUGCCGGAUACGCUGGUGACGUGUGGAACCAACAGCCCGCGCCCAAGGAUCACCCCUGGCGCACGAUGAAGGGUCCCAGUGGGAACGGGAAUGGAAUGUAAGCGCGACGACGCGUGUGCGAGUGGUAAAUCAGGGAUUGGAAACUGAUUAGUAGAAACGUUACCCUCACAGGGUCGCUCAUUACUCUGGAACGACGCUCGAUGCCCAAGAGAGGUGAGUGCUGCGCAAACCAUCUCCGCAUCUCGGUCCGGAUCGUUGACCUGUCCACUUGUUUCCUGUUUCUCGUCGUCUAGGUACGCUUCGGGAACGAAGAAGAUCUUGGAAAACUGGAGAACGGGCAAGGCGCAGACCCCUUCGGACGUGAUCGUUUCCGAUGGAGAAUAUCAGACCAAGGCUUACGGUCAACGUGCCAAGUAA
This is a messenger RNA of Microbotryum saponariae, 2009 nucleotides long. Lineage: Eukaryota; Fungi; Basidiomycota; Microbotryomycetes; Microbotryales; Microbotryaceae. The record is from the annotation of a GenBank genome assembly.